AUGCCAGAGCACAUUGUUGUGCGAUGCUUUUUUUGUCAGACGCACCAGGUGACGCAGAGAAACAAGAAGCAGAAGUUUGACUGCAAACUCUGUGGCGCCAAACAGUCGGUGAAAGCCGUGCUGGCAUCCGGUACGGCCGGCAAAGAGCUGCGAGAGGUCGUGCAGCAGCUGAAUUUCACGAAGGGCAAAGAGGCCGAAGCCCUGCGUCUGCAAAGAGCGGACGAGUUUCGGCAAAGCCAGGCUGAGCCACUGCCACUGCAGAAUCAUGCGGCCCCCGAGACGAGGCCAACCCUUGAUGCAGCCCCAAAGUGGGCUCGAUUCUGCGAGUCUGCUGCUCCUACGCAGACCGAUGCCGCUGUCCAGGAAGAGGAUGGCUCUUACGCCACGAAUUUCGGAGACGGUUGGGCCGUCGGCGUUCGACGAAAGCGCAAGGAUGCCACAUCUUCGGAUGGUCCUCGCAAAGCGCCGCGAAAUUCCGACGAGGUGGAUCCGCAGAGCAAUGCCAGCACUGGGCCUGCGCCCAGCUUGGCCCGCGCGACGAGAGUGCCCACACCAAGAAGUCAAGGAAAUCACUUGCAAAUCGGCCAGCUGACAGAGCCCAGCACUGGCUCUCGCUGGUCGCGCUUCAUGGGGAGCUAA
Symbiodinium sp. CCMP2592 is the source of this 639-nucleotide messenger RNA. NCBI's taxonomy places the organism in Eukaryota, Dinophyceae, Suessiales, Symbiodiniaceae. The record is from the annotation of a GenBank genome assembly.